Molecule: messenger RNA, 1457 nt
Organism: Cyprinodon tularosa
Lineage: Eukaryota; Metazoa; Chordata; Actinopteri; Cyprinodontiformes; Cyprinodontidae
Product: olfactory receptor 6N2-like
Exons: 1
Coding region: 516-1457 (313 amino acids)
Biological process (GO): G protein-coupled receptor signaling pathway
Cellular component (GO): membrane
Molecular function (GO): olfactory receptor activity; G protein-coupled receptor activity
Source: RefSeq, a predicted model, not a curated record
AGUACUCACAACUUAACUUGCUUGGUUCCACACAGUUUGCUUUUUUUAAAUCUAUGAUUUUUACCUGCCUUUGGCCUACUACUGCUGGGUAAUGAAUUAUAAGCUUAAGAUCUAUAUCUGUAAGACCCUUGUGCCAUACAAUGUGGACGUAAAUGUUAGAACCCAGACCUACUAAUAACUACUUGAGUUAAGCAGUUGUGUUUACUUAGUUUCAUUAAAUGAUUUUUGGAGUUAAACUAACUUUUAAUUGUUGUUUAUUAAGUUUAUUAGUCUGAUUACUACACCCAAACUUAGAUUUGCAAUUUUUCCCACAACUUUGCCUAUGCUGAAAGAAAACAUAUGUGCUUUAAUGCUUCUAUGAGUGUUCUUAAUAGAUAUGUAUUUUAAAUCUGUGAUAAAUUGAACAAUUAUUUAAUAUAAAUAUACUUUUAUAACCUGAACUAGAACAUUCUAUAUGUCCCUACUUUGUCAUUGAUAUUAUCUGCCUGCUGAUCUCUGCUUAUUUGGCUGCCUAAAUGGAUGAGGGUUUUAAUGUAACUUAUAUAAUUCUUGGUGGACACAUGGAAGUGAAAAAAUACAGAUAUCUUUAUUUUGUUAUUAUUCUUACUGUAUAUGUUCUUAUAUUAAGCUGUAACUCCACUAUAGUGUGUCUGAUUUGGACUCACCGGAACCUCCAUGAGCCUAUGUACAUCUUUAUCGGGGCUUUGUUAAUCAACUCUGUUCUUUGGAGUACUGUUAUCUACCCUAAACUUUUGAUUGAUUUUCUGUCUGAAGAGCAGACCAUAUCAUACUCAGCUUGUGUUUUACAGUUUCAUAUGUUUUACUCUUUGGGUGCGUCAGAGUACUAUCUUUUGGCAGCUAUGGCCUAUGACAGGUAUGUUUCUAUAUGUAAACCUCUACAAUAUCCAACUAUUAUGAGUAAAUCUACUAUCAGUACUCUUCUGAUUUUAGCUUGGACUCUGCCGGCCUCUCAGGUUGCAAUACCAGCUGGACUGAGUGCUAAUACACAACUCUGCAGUUUUACCAUAAGGAACAUCUUUUGUAAUAAUACAAUUUACAAACUGCAGUGCAUCAUCACAAAAGCACAAAUGAUACGUUAUAUGUUGAUUUUAGUCACUCUUUUAAUCAUGCCUGCUUUUUUCAUACUAUUCACUUACACACGUAUCCUUAGAAUAUCAUUUCGAAGUAGCAGAGAACUGAGAAAAAAAGCAGCACAGACAUGCUUACCUCACUUAAUUGUUUUGACCAACUUUUCCUGUUUGUGUGUAUUUGAUGUUAUUACAGUUCGGCUGGAUUCAGAUUUUCCAAAGACUUUAAAGCUAAUAAUGACUUUACAGUUAAUAAUCUAUAAUCCCCUGUUCAAUCCAAUCAUAUAUGGACUGAAAAUGAAGGAAAUUUCUAAACAUCUCAAACGAUUGGUCACUCAGGCCAAACAAUGCAUUCCUUCUAGACAGUAA